This is a messenger RNA of Neopsephotus bourkii (Bourke's parrot), 1853 nucleotides long. It is a transcript of the gene PPM1J, whose product is annotated as protein phosphatase, Mg2+/Mn2+ dependent 1J. NCBI's taxonomy places the organism in Eukaryota, Metazoa, Chordata, Aves, Psittaciformes, Psittacidae. The coding region runs from base 1 to 1494 and encodes 497 amino acids. The transcript has 10 exons. The record is from RefSeq and is a predicted model, not a curated record. Gene Ontology annotation, biological process: protein dephosphorylation. Gene Ontology annotation, molecular function: protein serine/threonine phosphatase activity.
AUGCUGCCGCGGGUGCGCGCAGCCGUGGCGCAGCUGGUGGCGGGGCUGGGCGCGGAGCCCCGGAGCGGCGAGCCCGGGGGACCGGAGCCCUGCGGCCGGUCCCGGUCGGAGCCUUGCGGGCGGUCCCGGUCGGAGCCGUGUUACCGGCCCGCCUUCCUCCAGCUGAGCCCCGCGGAGCUGCGCCGUGCCCAGGACCACGCUGGCCGGGCUGUGCAGAGCCCCCGCGACGGCCGCUGCCGCCUGCCUUGGAGCACGGGUUAUGCCGAGGUGAUUAAUGCAGGAAAGAGCCAGCACAACGAGGACCAGGCAUGCUGCGAGGUGGUGUUUGUGGAGAGAAGGCCCAGCCCCAGGGGCCGGCUGCUGUCCAAGGAAGGCUGUGGGGAGCUGACUGGGAGCAGGAAGGGGUUUUAUUUCCACUACUGGGCCUUAUUCGAUGGCCAUGCGGGCAGUGGUGCUGCUGUCAUGGCAUCUGAGAGGCUCCAUCUGCACAUCUGCGAGCAGCUCCGGGACCUCGUGGACAUCCUGCAGGAUCCAUCCCCACCUCCCAUCUGCCUCCCACAUGGCCCUGUGGAGUUAAGUCAGGUGCCCCUCACAGAGGACGAUGGGGAGGUCCCCAGUGAUGCUGUGCCACGGUUUCACCUGGAGAAAGCUGUCUCCCAUGAGAGCCUGGUGAUUGGUGCCAUUGAGAAUGCCUUUAAGCACAUGGACGACCAGAUCGAGCAGGAGCAAGUGUCCCAGCGCCUGGCUGGGGGCUGCUGUGCCCUGGCUGCCGUCUACCUCAUGGGCAAGUUCUACGUGGCCAACGCUGGUGACAGCAGGGCCAUUAUCAUCCGUAACGGGGAAAUCAUUCCAAUGUCCAGGGAGUUUACUCCAGAGACAGAGAGGCAGAGGCUGCAGUUUUUAGCAUUCCUGAGGCCUGAGCUGCUGGGGAAGGAGUUCACCCACCUCGAGUUCCCCCGCAGGAUCCAACCCAAGGAGCUGGGGAGGAAGAUACUGUACAGAGACCAGGACAUGAAUGGCUGGGCUUACAAAAAGAUAGAAGAGGAUGACCUGAAGUUUCCACUUAUCUAUGGGGAAGGAAAAAAGGCUCGGGUGCUGGCCACAAUUGGGGUGACGCGGGGUCUGGGAGACCAUGACCUCAAGGUGUUCAGCUCCAACAUCCACAUCAAGCCUUUCCUGUCCUGCUUCCCAGAGGUCAGGGUUUACGACCUCACGCAGUACGAGCACUGCCCUGAUGAUGUUCUGGUCCUGGGCACCGACGGGCUCUGGGAUGUCACCAAUGACAAGGAGGUGGCUGGUGUGGUGAUGGAGGUGCUGACGAGCUAUGAGCCCAAUGACCCAUGCAGGUACACCAUGGCAGCCCAGGAGCUGGUGGUGCGGUCCAGGGGGGUGCUGAAGGAGCGGGGCUGGCGGCUGGCUAACGACAAACUGGGCUCCGGCGAUGACAUCUCUGUCUUUGUGAUCCCUCUGGGCGGCCCUGGCAACUACACGUGAUGCUCAAUGAACCCAGGGCAGCGUGGAUGGAGAUGAGCAGGACACUGGUGCUGCCUUGGGGCCACCUCUCCCCCAAGCACUUGUUUCCUGAGCCAAGUGUGAGAAGAGUAAGAAACCUGGAGCCUCUGUCUGUGCCCCUGCUCAGAGCAUCCCUCUCCCCCUGUGUGAGCACAGCCCUGGCUGAGAUGGAAGGGCCUUGGACAGAGGCUGAGACUGCUGUGGAGGAAUGGUUUUUGUGCUGCUACUUUCUUGGUUGCUGUGAAGAGCCAGAAGGCUCCCUGGCUUCUCAGGGCAUCCUUUGCACCUCACCCUGGGUGCGCUGGUUCCAGCAGUGUGCAGUGGUCCUUGGGCUGGUGGAG